Molecule: messenger RNA, 582 nt
Organism: Mesorhabditis spiculigera
Lineage: Eukaryota; Metazoa; Nematoda; Chromadorea; Rhabditida; Rhabditidae
Source: the annotation of a GenBank genome assembly
AUGCUGGGCUGGAGGUUGCUAGUCUCCGUGCUGAACACGGUUCACCUCCUUGUCAGCGCCAUCCUGCUGACGGCUUCGAUCAUGUCCUUCUUCGGGGACAAAUCAUCGACGUCUUCGAGUAGUUCGACCAUGGCGCCAAUGUCGCCCAUGCCGACCAUGCCAAGUUUGCUUCGCCAACAAUGCGACUGCUAUCUGGCGAUUGCCCCCCGCUGGACUCCGGACACCUUUGCCAGUACGACGGCUGUCUCGCGUGAACAGGAACAGGAAUAUGCGGCGCGAUGCGUCGGCUACGACAUUGGUGACAAGAAGGAUUUCCUGGACAAAUUCAACAAAGACCUCGACGCAAAGGCCGAGGGCAUUGACUGCGCAAAUACCUACAAGCUCGAAGCUACUACCCCCAAACCCGAAGCUAGCCCCGACCCCACAACUACCUCCGACCCCGAAGCUACCGUCGACGACGAAAAAUACGCGCUCGUCAUUCUGAUCGUCCUCAUCGUCAACCUGCUGGCCACCAUUAUCUCGUUCGUGGGCGUUUGCUGCGUGCGCAAGUGGUUCAUGCAGUUGCCGCUCAUUGUCAUUGCG